AUGCCUUCGGCCCAACUCACAAACAACUUGAAGCGUCCCGCCGACGACGCCUCUGAUGUCGACCGCGACGACGGCACCCAAACCCAACCCUCGACAACACCCGUCCACAAGCUGCAGCGCAUCGACAGCAGCUCCGGCAUCGCGGCCGCCGACUACGCCAACCCCAACUCCAUCAAGAAGAAGUCGGCCGGCAGCAGCAGUCGCACAGGUCAAGCAUGUGACCGUUGCAAGAUCCGCAAGAUACGAUGCGACGCACGACCGGGUGGCUGCUCGCCAUGCCUCCAGAACAACACCGAGUGCAAGACGACGGAUCGCAUUACUGGUAGAGCCACGACGCGGGGUCACACCGAGCACCUCGAGAACGAGAAUGCCCAACUCAAGAUGUACAUGGUCGAGCUGCAGCAACAGCUAAGAGACAGUGGAGUAGAGCCCAAGGCACCGCCGAGUGCGCCCGCAGGAUACCUUCCGCUCGGCCAAUGGGGUAGCUGGGGAGAUCAAGGCUGGGGCAUGCAGUCCAACAGCAAUGGCAAUAGCAUCCUCUCUCCACACCACACAUCGCGACAUCGCUCCAGCUCGGCAGCAGCACAACUUCUUCCCGACUUCCGGCCGGGUUGCACUGGCGACAACUACCUGGGAGUGUCGUCAGAGAACGACUGGCUCACUCCGAUCGAGGGCACGUCGCUGGCCCUGUUCGGCACCAAGAUCGACCUGGCCGAGUUCAUGCCUUCGGAGAACGACCCAGCAUCCUCGGCCAUGUCAUAUCGCACCUUCCUCACCCACGCAUACGGCAGGACACACACCUUCGCAGCACAGCUACCAGCUUACGAGCAAUGCAAAGUCUACGCCGACUGGUACUUUCGCUCCAUACAGCAAUUCAUCCCCAUCCUGCACAAGCCGCACUUCAUGGAGCUUUUGGAACGAGUCUACCACCAGGAGAACUACCACCCUACAUCCGCCGAGACUGUCAUGGUGCACAUGGUACUGGCUGUCAUCAACUUCCAAUUUAGUGCACGAAACCACAACGAGCAGGCACGACACGACUCCAUGGCUCACUAUCAUUACGCCCUGAGCUUCAUCCCAGAUCUGGUCACGGGACACAAGCUGGAGGAUAUUCAGGCCCUGACACUGAUAUGUUCCCAGCUGAGAAAUCAGCCUCGACCAGGUGCCGCGUGGAUGUUCACCAACAUGGUCAUGGGUUUGGCGAUUGAGUCCGGCUUACAUCGCUCCUCUAAAGCCUGGCAGGGCUCCGCCAUGAACCAGGAUCCACAGCGCCUGGAGAUGCGGAAACGCAUAUUCUGGAGUCUGCUCGCUUUCCAUGUCCACAUCAGUGGUAAGCUGGGACGGCCCAUGCCACUGCGUCUAGAAGACUUCGACAUUGAGAUACCUGAGCCACUAUCCGAUCAACUGCCAGACGAGCCCGUGACGUCAAAGUGGAAGCAAUGUUCAUGGCAAGCAGCUAUUGAAGGUUGGAAGCUUCUCAAGAUCAUGAUGCAAGUCUACGCUAGCAUCUAUUCGAUAAAGUCAACAGGCCAGUACGAGAUCAACGUACACACGCUUGAGAAACAGCUCGACGAUUUUCACGCGCAAAUACCGCCAGAGCUUCGAGGUGGUCCACAAACCAAGGAUGAAGACCGUGUGUCAGCGCUGUAUCUGGACAUGUCUGUUGCCGAGUGUCAGCUGCUGUUGCACCAUCCUUCACUAUGUCGCUCUGCUUCACCACAGGUGAUGAGCAGCAACCUGGAUGUGUGCUUGCAUUGGAGCGCCAAGCUUCUGUCAAGCGCAACCCAGCUGAAGGAGCUCAAGAGCCUUGACACUACCUGGUAUUACGGCACAGACUUCCUCGCUGCAAUCUUCACAACACUAUUCGCCAACACCGAACGGCGAGAUCAGAUGGACUCGACCGAUCUGCAACGGCUGAAGCACGACAUGGAUCAAUGGCUCGAUGUCAUGGGCGAGGUCGGCGAUCUUCUUGGCACCGGCUCGGCACUUCAGCAGGCGAUCAAGGCAUUGGUCGACUUUUCGAUAGGGAACAUAAGCCGGCACAUUUCAGCCAAAACCGCCGCCGCUGCCGUGGCUUCAGCAAUAGCACAAUCUCCCACUACGCAGGACUCGACACAAUCGCAGAAUCAGCAAGCAUACGACAACUCCAACAGCACCGGCGGCUACUAUCCAAACGGUACCAAUGGGGACAUCACUGCAGCUCAACAUCAAGGCUAUGCCGAGACACCACAAGUUCACCAGGAGCAGACACAGAACGCAUAUCCGUCAGGUAACCAGUUCGCAACAUAUCCAAACACGCAAUCGAACGGCAUUCCUGGAUCCGCGGCAUACGAUACCGCAGCGUACUCGGGCGAAGAGUCAAAGCCCGUGAUCGAUGCUCAGUACGCUGCCCACGGCGCGACCCAGCAGACGCCACAACCGACCAACUUCAUGGCCGCAUUCCAGCCGCAAGUCACAAACGGCUAUCAGCCAAAUCCACUGAAUCCACUCGCAGGAAGCAUGAACGGUCACCAAGUCUUUCCACACGAGGGUCCAGCAGCCUGGAGGCACUUUGCCACUUCGAUGAUGACCAACGUAAGUGCUCCGGACGACAUGCACUCCGCCGGUCUAAUGGCUUCCAGCAGCAGCCAUGGUAGCUCGGCGGAGCCACCCAUCGACCUCACUGCUGCCGCGGCCAUGGGAAACCUGCAGAUGCCCACGGGACAGAUGGGCAAUGCCUGGCCGUUCGUACAGUAUGGCGGUGUUGGGACUGGUCAUGGCCAUCGAUGA
Molecule: messenger RNA, 2769 nt
Organism: Fulvia fulva
Lineage: Eukaryota; Fungi; Ascomycota; Dothideomycetes; Mycosphaerellales; Mycosphaerellaceae
Product: Transcriptional activator protein acu-15
Exons: 3
Coding region: 1-2769 (922 amino acids)
Biological process (GO): regulation of DNA-templated transcription; DNA-templated transcription
Molecular function (GO): DNA binding; zinc ion binding; DNA-binding transcription factor activity, RNA polymerase II-specific
Source: RefSeq, a predicted model, not a curated record